Carya illinoinensis is the source of this 1032-nucleotide messenger RNA. RefSeq names its product probable acetyltransferase TAP2. The record is from RefSeq and is a predicted model, not a curated record. NCBI's taxonomy places the organism in Eukaryota, Viridiplantae, Streptophyta, Magnoliopsida, Fagales, Juglandaceae. Gene Ontology annotation, cellular component: cytoplasm. The transcript is spliced from 8 exons. Bases 123 to 863 code for a protein of 246 amino acids. Gene Ontology annotation, molecular function: N-acetyltransferase activity.
GGUGGCGGCGUUAAGAGUGUGCGGUAUUUAUACACUGUAAUCAUAUCGUAUAUAUCCACCCCUUCGCUACACAGUCCACACUGUAACAAGUAUAGCAACAAAGACAGCUUGGCCACCGGAAAAUGCUAACCCGCAACGCAGCUCCUCCCUCCUCUCCGUGCCCACUUGUUUCAUUUGAUUUCCAUUGUCAAAUGUCUGAUAGGUUAUUGUUUCCUCACAACCUAAACUAUGGCCUUGACCGAGGACGAAGGAAGCAUGAGAGUUUACGACUCAGGGCUGGCUUUUGGGAGUCCAUUAAAUCUGGCUUUUUAAAGAACAAUACCACACAAGUCAUUGAAACGCCCUCUGCACCCCAGGAAGAGGAGGAACCUUUGCCUCAAGAGUUUGUUCUUACUGAGAAGACUGAACCGAAUGGGGCAGUGGAACAAAUAAUAUUCUCCUCAGGUGGAGAUGUUGAUGUGUAUGAUCUUCAAGCCCUAUGCGAUAAGGUGGGCUGGCCUCGGAGACCACUGUCAAAAUUAGCUGCAGCUUUGAAAAACAGCUACAUGGUAGCCACACUGCAUUCUAUUAAGAAAUCACCUGGAUCAGAAGGGAGUGACCAAAAGAAGCUAAUUGGCAUGGCUCGUGCCACAUCAGAUCAUGCCUUCAACGCUACAAUUUGGGAUGUCCUCGUUGAUCCAAGCUACCAGGGACAAGGUCUUGGUAAGGCCCUUGUUGAAAUGCUAAUAAGAGCUCUUCUGCAGAGGGAUAUUGGAAAUAUAACACUCUUUGCCGAUAGUCAAGUUGUGGAGUUCUAUCAGAAUUUAGGUUUUGAACCUGAUCCAGAGGGCAUCAAAGGUAUGUUUUGGUACCCGAAGUAUUAAUUAACUUUAAAAAAAGUCGUUUUUUCUUUUCACCUUACAUUGAACUAUGUUUUGAGUUUGAAUGGGUAAUGGGACAUCAGCAUUGAUCGGUAUGAAAGACUGAUAAUUACCCCCAUUUGUAGUAUGUACAUGCGACAUUGAUACCUAUUGAUUAUUGUUAUGAGAGUAA